Molecule: messenger RNA, 2320 nt
Organism: Cicer arietinum (chickpea)
Lineage: Eukaryota; Viridiplantae; Streptophyta; Magnoliopsida; Fabales; Fabaceae
Product: 3-hydroxy-3-methylglutaryl-coenzyme A reductase 1
Biological process (GO): sterol biosynthetic process; isoprenoid biosynthetic process; coenzyme A metabolic process
Cellular component (GO): peroxisomal membrane; endoplasmic reticulum membrane
Molecular function (GO): protein binding; hydroxymethylglutaryl-CoA reductase (NADPH) activity
Source: RefSeq, a predicted model, not a curated record
UUUCUUCUCUCUAUCUCUCUCCUUGUUUCUCUCUCCCUAAAAACAAUGGAGAUUCAUCGCCGGCCGCCGACCACCACUAACGACGGCGCCGUCGCGACAAAACACCAUUCCCGCCGUCUCAAAUCACCUUCCCCUACACCAUCCCCAAAAGCUUCCGACGCACUCCCUCUCCCUCUCUACCUCACCAACACAAUCUUCUUCACCCUCUUUUUCUCCGUCGCGUAUUACCUCCUCCACCGGUGGCGCGACAAGAUCCGUAGCCACACUCCUCUCCACGUCGUCACUCUCUCCGAAAUCACUGCAAUUGUUUCCCUCAUCGCUUCCUUCAUCUACCUCCUAGGUUUCUUCGGCAUCGAUUUCGUUCAAUCCUUCAUCUCACGUGCUUCUAACGACGUUUGGGAUCUCGACGAAACCGUAGCACAAAACCAAUCGAAUUUCCCCGUCGCCGGAGCCGUCGCCGGAGCCGUCUCCGAACACUGUGUUCCAAAACUCAUCAAACCGGAACCCUCAUUAUGUUCAUCCGAAGAUGAAGAAAUCAUUAAUUCCGUUGUGGAAGGAACCACGCCGUCCUACGCGCUUGAAUCGCGGCUUGGAGACUGUUUCCGAGCGGCGGCAAUUCGUCGCCAGGCUCUACAGAGAACAAGUGGGAGAUCCUUAGAGGGUCUACCAUUGGAAGGAUUUGAUUACGAAGCGAUAUUAGGGCAGUGUUGUGAAAUGCCGGUUGGUUUUAUUCAGAUUCCGGUGGGUGUGGCCGGACCGUUGUUGUUGGAUGGAUUUGAGCAUACAGUUCCAAUGGCGACUACGGAAGGGUGUUUAGUUGCUAGUACGAAUAGGGGGUGUAAAGCUAUAUAUGCUUCUGGGGGUGCAAAUAGUGUUGUUUUGAAAGAUGCUAUGUCUAGAGCACCUGUUGUUAGGUUUUCAACUGCUAAAAGAGCUGCUCAAUUGAAGUUCUUUUUGGAAGAUACUCUCAAUUUUGAAACCUUGGCUGUUGUUUUCAACAGGUCGAGUAGAUUUGCCAGGCUGCAAGGUAUUCAUUGUGCUAUGGCUGGGAAGAAUGUCUAUUUGAGAUUUACCUGCAGUACGGGUGAUGCAAUGGGGAUGAACAUGGUCUCCAAAGGGGUGCAAAAUGUUCUUGAUUUCCUUCAAAAUGAUUUCCCUGACAUGGAUGUUAUUGGCAUAUCUGGAAAUUAUUGUUCGGACAAGAAACCCGCUGCAGUGAAUUGGAUUGAGGGACGUGGGAAAUCUGUUGUUUGUGAAGCAAUUAUCAAAGAAGAAGUGGUGAAGAAGGUGUUGAAGACCAAUGUGGCUGCCCUAGUGGAGCUCAACAUGCUCAAAAACCUUGCUGGUUCUGCUGUUGCUGGCACUCUUGGUGGAUAUAAUGCCCAUGCUAGUAACAUCGUUUCUGCCAUUUUUAUCGCCACAGGUCAAGAUCCAGCUCAAAACAUUGAAAGUUCCCAUUGCAUAACAAUGAUGGAAGCUGUAAAUGAUGGGAGAGACCUCCAUAUCUCAGUAACAAUGCCUUCCAUUGAGGUUGGUACAGUAGGGGGUGGGACUCAACUUGCAUCUCAAUCUGCUUGCUUGAAUAUUCUUGGUGUGAAGGGUGCAAGCAAGGAGUCACCGGGAUCAAACUCGAGACUCUUGGCAACCAUUGUUGCCGGAUCUGUUUUAGCAGGCGAGCUGUCUCUGAUGUCUGCCAUUGCUGCAGGGCAACUAGUCAACAGCCACAUGAAAUACAACAGAUCAAGAAAAGAUAUAACUAAAAUAUCAUCUUGAGGGUGAGGACUUGGUUGUAGUUAUUGUUUGUGGAGUCUAAAAUAAAAAGCAGUAGGGUCUUUCUGCACAGAAACCGGAAUUUAGGGAAGGAAAAUAGGAGACAUCGGAUUUGAUUGUUGGGCCCCGUGUCUGACUCUGUGUUGCUAUGUGUAGUGUUUCGUUAUUUGGACGGAGGGAACUAGAGUUCUACUUGUUUGGUUGUCCUCUCUGGAUACUUCCUCUCAGGGGAGCCAUUGGUUUGGUUGGGUGGUUUCACAGUCUCCUCCUUAACUGAUACAUGGACAUGUUGUAAUAUAAUUCUUUUCCUGAUACAUAUGUUUAGUAUAUGUGUCAUUGUCUCUGUGAUACAUUUAUUCUAUGUAAUGGGUGACCAUUAGUUAGCCGUGUGGUUUGAUGAAUUUCUUCUUGUCGUACUUUGUCAACCUAGUAGUACCCAUGAAAUGAAUUUGACCAUGUCUUUCCUAUGAUUUCUCAUUCAGUCAGUGUGGAUGUUGAAGGGAAUAUUCUGUUGUCAUUUUCAUUUAACGUGAUGUAUUUCAUUGGCACA